Molecule: messenger RNA, 3653 nt
Organism: Epinephelus moara (kelp grouper)
Lineage: Eukaryota; Metazoa; Chordata; Actinopteri; Perciformes; Serranidae
Gene: dyrk4
Product: dual-specificity tyrosine-(Y)-phosphorylation regulated kinase 4
Exons: 14
Coding region: 251-2092 (613 amino acids)
Biological process (GO): peptidyl-serine phosphorylation; peptidyl-threonine phosphorylation
Cellular component (GO): nucleus
Molecular function (GO): protein serine/threonine kinase activity; protein serine/threonine/tyrosine kinase activity; ATP binding
Source: RefSeq, a predicted model, not a curated record
CGCAUGUAGUCUGUGCGCGUAAAACCAGGAGUACGGCAGGUUGGGGUCGGUGGAUCUGAUCAGUCAUCGGGAUUGUACUCAUCAGUGCACAACAGCAUCCGGUCCUCUUCACGAAGUUGUGGAAAGCGCGUUUCGGUUUUGAGGCUGGACUGACAGAGUUGGAUACAAUGACUCUUUCUUGGAUUUUAUAAUCUCUCUAACUGUGUUUGGAUUGUCAAGCAGCUGUAAAGACUGACACUGAUAACACAGCAUGUUGCCAGAAAUUAAUAACAAGACAUCACGACCGGAGGCCUUCCCUCACCCUCACAGACUCCCAACAGAAGGCAGCCGUCUUGGAACAAACCGACCCUGCUCACAGAAGUUUGGCCCUGGUGUAGGGACCCUGCCUCAGCUUGAGCCACCAGUGGUCCAGGUGGUGGUCAGCAAUGCCAAAAACCAACACCAGCAAUCGGACAACAUCCUGCCCCAGAUUGCCAACAAAGGGGGCCAAAACAACUAUCAGACACACCAGGAUGAGAGGCCGAAGCCCACCCAGCAGUUCAGCAUGCGGUUCGGGGCAGCAAUGGAUAAAGUGUCUGUCUCCCGUAACAGCAAGAUUUUCAGCAACAAGCUGGAGAAAGAGAGGGCAUAUGAGGGUCAAAGGUUACCCAUGUCCCCCAUAGAGGCACUGAAGAACUUCAAGGAGCGGCUGACGGAGUUUGAGCAGGAGGAAAUCAUGGACUACGCAGAGAUCUGGUUCCUGGGUCUGGGCUCUCAGAAGAUCGAGGGUUCCCAGGGCGCACCGCAGAACUCUGGAUAUGAUGACGAGCACGGGAGCUACGUGAGGGUGCUGCAUGACCACAUUGGCUACCGCUUUGAGGUGCUUGAAGUGAUCGGGAAAGGCUCCUUUGGGCAGGUCCUGAAAUGUCUGGACCACAAAAACAAUGAACUCGUAGCCAUUAAGAUGAUACGCAAUAAGAAAAGGUUCCAUCACCAAGCUCUGGUUGAGCUGAAGAUCCUGGAUGUAAUAAAGAGGAAAGACAAAGACAACCUCCACAACGUCAUCCACAUGAAGGAGUACUUUUACUUCCGAAAUCACCUCUGCAUCUCCUUUGAGCUUCUCGGGGUGAACUUGUACGAGCUCAUCAAAAAAAACAACUUCCAGGGCUUCAGUCUCGCUCUCAUCCGUCGCUUCACCCAUGCUCUUCUCAGGUGCCUGCAGAUGCUGCACAGGGAGAAGAUAAUCCACUGUGACCUCAAACCGGAGAACAUCCUUCUGUCUCAGAGAGGGCCAGGGAACAUCAAGGUGGUUGACUUUGGAUCAAGCUGUUAUGAACAACAACGGGUGUACACCUACAUCCAGAGUCGCUUCUACCGCUCUCCAGAGGUCAUCCUGGGUCACCCCUACAGCAUGGCCAUUGACAUGUGGAGUCUGGGUUGCAUCCUUGCUGAACUCUACACAGGCUAUCCUCUCUUCCCAGGAGAGAGUGAGGUGGAGCAGAUAGCCUGCAUAAUGGAGGUUCUUGGGAUGCCUCCGAAUGAUUUUGUUCAGUCGGCAUCGAGGAAGAGGUUGUUCUUUGACUCAAAAGGAAACCCCAGGAACAUUACUAAUAGCAAGGGGAAGAAGAGGAGACCAAACUCCAAGGAGUUGUCCGCCGCGUUGAAAACAAAUGACCCUUUGUUCUUAGACUUCAUCAAACGCUGUCUCACGUGGGAUCCGACCAAACGUAUGACUCCAGAUGAGGGGUUACAGCAUGAGUGGAUCCUGGAGGGAAAUUUCAACAAAGUGCGUCCAAGAACAAGGCCGACAGUGAAGAAGACCUCAGACAGUUCGACCAGCAAGCCCGCGGAGAAGGUCAGCUCAGAGAGCAGCACCAAUGACAAGCAGAAGAGAGACGGUUCAGCAACAGGAACAAAGAUGGCCCCUGCCGAGCGUCUGCGACCCAUCGGGGCCUCAGCGGAGGAGGAGGUGUGUGAGAAUGAGGGCAAGCUCUCUACGGAAACCAAGCAGCAAGAAGGAGGUGGGGAGAGGCCCGUUCACAUCAUCAUCAAACCUCAAGAGGAAGUGGGCACAGAGGGAAAAGAUAGCCAGUGUUUGCCCCCUAUCAUGUAACAGGCAAAGGGAAUCGUGCUGCUGCGCUCAUGACAGGUGGGAACUGAUGUGUCCCACUCCCCACCUGAGAGUGAUUGAGAUGGUGAAGUAGAUGGACAGCUGAGAGAAAGUUGCAACUGUUUGGCACUGCACACACAGAAAAUUUAAAGAUCUUUCAUGUCAUGUGUCUACAUGACGUCACAAAACAUGUCAGAGAAGUCUGAGUUUCAAGUUGGAAAUCAGCUCAAGUGGAAACCAGUUCCCACAUGCUGUGAACAAGAUAUAUAUUUGUAUGGAGGGGACACGAUGAUCAUCAGCAGAGACGGACAUCUUCUAUUUAUUGAUUUAAGUAAACAGUCAUAGUGUAUUUUUUUUUGUUCUGUGGAACUUUGAGUUUGUAUGACAGUGAAGUCAAUCAACCAGUUGUAUUUUUUUUUUAUAAAGGAGUCAAGAUGCAGUUGCAGGCACUUUGUUUAAAUGUGUCAUAACUUAGACACCAAGAUGUCUGCCACCUAACAAUGCACAUGUUGGAUUUAGUUCAAAUGGUCAAAGCCCUAAUUCAUAGUAAAGCAACAACCUUCUGCUAUCUCCUGUUAUAUUUAUUAAACCCAAUCUUUGCUGGACAUCGAGAUCUUUAACAAACAGGUUUGAACACAACACUUCUCAGUUUCCAUGUUAAAAAACAAAGUAGGUGACUUUAAAAGGUGCAUGGGUGUAACACUGAUCAAAUCUUUAUUCUUCUUUCUUUUAGUCAUUUUAGCUUUACUUUCAUAAAGAUAAGAUGUUUUAAGAAUUGUGUGCAAUAAAGGCUGAGCCAAAAAAUGUUUUUUUUAAUCAUGUUAACAAAGAAAUAAUCGUCAGAUACUUUUUAAUGGUAGAAUGCAGUUGAUGAAAUUGAGAUUUCACUUAUUUAUUAUGUUUGAUCUUAUGUUUCAUAUUUGUUUAACACUUUAAUUGAACAAUCAUAAAAUAUGUAUUUGUAAUAGACUUUAUUGUAUAUAUUUCUGCUGUAAUUUCCUUUGUAUGUGUAAUACAGAACAUAUUUUGAGAAAAUAUUUCAGAUAUUUGUCGAGGGUUUAGACAAGGUUUUACUUGUUGUGUUGUUACUGUAUGAAGAUAUUUUGUAUGUCUGUGUUAUUCAGAACAUUUUUUUUAUAUUAGAAACAAAAAGACAAUCCUGUUAUUGAUAGUUUGUGCCUUGCAGUAUUAGACAUCUUGCACUUUACUAUUGUGUGUGUACACCUGGAUUAGAAACCGUUGGAUUCUUACCUGUCAAACAGACAAGGGUUCAGACUACCCUGCCAGGAUCCCCUUUUAUUUAAUAAAAUUAUGUUGUGUCUCAUGUUACAGAAUAUAAUGAAACAAUUGUUUCAUUUUUAACCACAUUUUUACAAUUGAUUUGUGUCUUUAGUCGCCAACAGAGUUCUAAUUUAAAUUUAAUACAGACCCAUACCCUCCCAUCUGUUAGCAAAGCAACAAGGGAUCCAGAGAGGGUGGAUUGUAGCUGAAAUAAGAAGAGUUAUGGUAUAGUUAUAUACAUUUUUAUGUCUUUUUGUCUUUUAUGAUGAAAUAAAAGGUUGUU